AUGUGCGGUUCUCUGACAAUGGCGGAAGCAGGCGAAGAUUUAACGGAUUUUGAGUGUUCUUUUAAAGAUCUGAGUCUAGAAGGUUAGUAGACGCAGUUUGAUGCAGAUCGGUCACUGAUUUAGAUAUUUUUUCGUUGUUUGCUGUUUUUGACUAUUGUCCGCCAUCUUAGAUUUUUGCUCAUUUUGAUUGCGGUUCUCUCAUCACUGGCUUAUGUCUUAUUGCUCCCCUGUUGCUCCCUCUCUACAUGGUCGAUUUCCACCCAAUUACUAGUACGCCUGUUAAAAGGGGAGCCAGUGAGCCGGCGGGGAAGCAUUCACUUACCCCAAGUUCUAAGUCUGCAGUUGAGCCGAGGAGCAAGAGGCAUCAAAGCUUAGUCGAAGAAGAUGAAGAAGAUGAAUUGGGAAGUGCAGGUAAUUUCGAAUUAUUUUUUUUUCUGUAGAUAAAGAAGUAGACAUAAACUUUCUUGUUAUUUUUUCAUUACUUAUAGCUUUCCGACUUUGUUAUUUUCUGUGGUCCAUAUUAAGCUUGUCUAUUUUACAAAUCGUAAAGAGUAAUGUGUGAGAAACUAUAAUUUAUUAAUUAUACGCAGUUUGCAAGUGCUACGUGGUCACUUACUUUACAUUUCUUUUUGAUUUCAUGAUCAUUUUAUCACAAUGUCUAACCUUCUCUGGUUUUAAUGAUUUUGUUACAAAAAAUUAUUAUUGACCUUGGUCUUAACAUCAGAAUUACAUGUGUGAAUAUUAAUAUUGUUUGUUUCACUUCAGUGAUUUGCUCCUCUCUUUAUUAUAACAAUUUCAAAACCUUAAGGUUUUAUAAUUGGCAUUUUCUUUAUCUUUUGCUUUGUCUUUUUCCAUGAUCGUGCAUUGUAUAUUACCAUAAUAUCAAUCAUUACCCUAGAAAAAUUUGAAUGGGAAACAACGGGGAAACCUCGCACAGAGAAACUCUUUUCUCAAUGAGAGAUGAUGUUACAACUUCAAACAAACACUAUCUUCCAGCAACACUGAGAAAAGUGUGACUAGGCAACACUCUUAGAUGAAGGGAGGAAAAACUCUUGAGGUGUGAGGAAGUUUGUUGUCGAUCUUUUUGUCAUUCAAGUUUGUAAAGUCUAUGUCAAAACAUUUUGAAUCCUUUGUAUCCUUUCUCACAAGUAGCAUCCUCAUAGGUUAGCUUGGCAUUUUUUUCAAUAUAAUAUGUAAUACCAAGAGACUAUAAAGGGGACAGAGAGGGCAUCCCCCAUAUACACCCUAUUCCAUAGGUAAUUCGUCUCGAGUUAUUUUUAGAAUCGGGAUAAAGUUACCUCGCGCGAGGCGUGGAUGUUUCGUGGAGGUUUCGCUAACCAAACGCCGUGCAAAACAUGUCGGGCGAGAGGCAAUGAAAGAGUAAAAAGUUCGAGAGCAUUCCUGAAUAUUGAAGCGAAAUGAGUCGGCGCUCACCUGGGAAAAAGGAAUCGCUGGACUCUUUGACAACCCUUGAAAUCAGUUUAACUCGAAGUUGUCGCAACCUCAGUGCUUUAAUAAAAUGAGAAAUUUCGCCGGUCUAUUGAAACCGGUCGUUUGUACAUUUUAGGGAGUUUAAGAUCCAACGACGCGGACGACAACUAGAACGUCAAAAAAACAAUAGGUUUAAUUAGCAAAACAACAACUUCGCACGUGCAACACACUUUUUUGUUCAUUUCUUUCCCGUUUUUGCACGACUACGACGUGAAAAUGCCUAAUUUCGCGUUUUAUGGAGGACGUAAAUAAGCAACGACGAAAUUUUAUUUCUCUUUCUGAGCUUGAAUAUGGUCCCUUGAAAUUCAGCUUUAGGAGGGUUCGCCUACAAUUGACAAAGUAAGUGGGUAGGAAUAAUCGCUAUAAAGACUGAAAAAAAUAAACAUCAAACCAGAAAUUGCUCUCUUCAAACUGUAAAUUAUAAAUGAUCCUGAGAGAAUAUUCAGUGUGUUAAGGAUUUCCCUGCUCUACUGUUAGCUCUAUACAAGAGAGGAAGGCCGAUUCUUUUUAAAUUUCGGUUUCGCUGACACAGCUUUCGCAGAAAUCUCGCUGUAGUCGUUUUCGUCGACAAAAGGAAUAGCAAAAUCGCUCUCCGCGUCUUCCCCCAUUUUUGUUCUGCGUCAUUUCGUGAAGGACGCGUGGCUCUCAGCGUGGGUCAUCCACGCGGAACAUAUUCGCGCUAUGUGAUUGGCUGUUGUCUAAUCCCCCUUGAGAUCUGUGGUGUUAAAAAUAACUCGAGAUGAAUUACCUAUGGAAUAGGGUGUAUAUGGGGGAUGCCCUCUCUGUCCCCUUUAUAGUCUCUUGGUAAUACUGAAAAGAAUUCCGUUAAGUACCAUGUAUCAACAUGAAGAUUUUUUGUUUAUAGUGUUUUGCUUGAAUUACUCUGAUAGGGUUACAAAAGCCUCAAACACAAGCUAUAUCAAAGCCUUUAAUGUACUUUUUACAAAAUGCGAAGGGCAGCAUUUGUCAGUGCACUUAAAGAACACUUCUGGGAAGCAGAAGGAACUGAAAUAUGUCAACGGGCAGUUUUAGAAGUGCUGCACUUGGAUCAAACACAGAAGGUCCAAUUCACAAAUGCUAUGAAGGAAGCCUUUCCUAACUGCCUGGUUGCUCGUACCCGUAAGUCUGACGGAAAGCAAAAGGUGACAGUGUACAAGAAUGUGGCCAAAAAAAGUCGUUUACAUUGUCAGUGAAAGAGCUAUCUUUGUCAUUGGAUGAGACAUCCGAUAUCGCAAAUAUUAAACAGCUGAUUGCAAAUGUUUCUACAGAAAUUGAGUCCAUUAUUCAGCGCUUAAACAUUCAGUUAACAGCUGAAAAUAUUCAAAGAGAUGGUUUGCGUGCUUUGUUUGAUAUGCAAUGCAAGUUGCAGAGUAGGAUUCAAGAACUUUCAGGUACCUUGGAACAUCUGUAUGAAAGGGAAGUUCAGAGACUCUUACAAAGCCAGUCUCAAUGUGAUGUGCUUUGUGCAAAUGACAGAGCUGAACUCAUUAAGGAAAUGGACACAUUUAUCAGCUUUCUCAACAUUGGACUUGAGACACAGGAUUUGUCAAAAGUUGAUGUUAGUGGAGUAUUUAGCACACUACCUGUGAAUACAAGGGAGCAGUGCCCCCUCCUUUUUAAUGUCUUGGAAACCCUGGUACUUCACAAAACUGAUGGAAGGGAGGUGUCAGAGAUGCGAGUACGAAGUGCUGUUCAUUCUCUAGCUAUAUUGGUCAGCUUGAAAAGUCAGAAAAUUCAAAAUGAUUUUAAAAUCUUGUUUACUUGUCUGUGUAUAUCCUUUGGAGCUGGUAUGCGAUUUAUUGGAAUGCUGAAUCAUCUUGGUUUAACUGUUAGCUGGGAGAAGGCAAUGAAGUUUUUUGACGGCCGCAAAGCUAAGAAACAAGAAGAUAUUUCUAAACAAACUCCCACAGAUUCUCCAGUAAUCUUAAUGUUUGAUAAUAUCAACAUGUACAGAGGAAAGCACAAACACUUGCGGCUAUUUAAGUACAUUGGCCCUAUGAUGUGGAACUUUACAGGUCAAGCUGUAGUGAUUCCAAAUGUAGAGGGUUUAGAAAACAUCCUCCAAGACAAAGAUGCCUCAGUCAAACCUCAGAGGAAUGUGCUUCUUUUAAAUCCCAGUGACAUCUUUAUCUAG
This is a messenger RNA of Porites evermanni, 3625 nucleotides long. NCBI's taxonomy places the organism in Eukaryota, Metazoa, Cnidaria, Anthozoa, Scleractinia, Poritidae. The record is from the annotation of a GenBank genome assembly.